CCAUCAUUCGUACCUGGCGAAGUCCCACCCAGGCACCGUAAAGCACAGUCAAUGGGCCCCACCCCUGCCGGGGGAGCAACAGGCACUGGGAACUACAUUCUCCAAUAGGCAGCCCAUGGGUUCCUUCCAGGCUCCUCGCUUCUCGAGCAUGUCUCAAUCCGGUAUGAACGAACAGGACUAUGUCGGUCCUUCUGGUCGUCCUCAGCUUGCACCCAGUUUCUCGUUUGGCGCCAAACGCCGCACGAAUAGCUUGUCCGUUGGACCCGGACCUGCUAUCGGUCAAGGCAUCAACUCUCAUCGUCGCACUGGAAGCGAAAUCAGUGGCAUCAUGUCCCAGCAAAUUGCCAUCCAAAAUCAGAUCGAGGCUCUUCAACAGCAGCAGCAGCAACUUUUGCAACAGCAGUUGGCCUCUAACCAGGUUAUGGGAUCUUCUAUCUCUGCUCCAUCGCUCGCUUCUCAACGUUUACCCGCUCAUCGUCGUAUCCAAAGCCAGCAAGUAUCGCCAGGCGGAAUGCAAAGCAACUAUCAACCUCCUGCUCCCGUCAACACCUUUGGAACUGGAAUGGGUCUCGACCAAGCAAGCAUGCCUAAAGGUCAUGGAAGGCGUCACUCCGUCAAUGUACUCAAUAAGGGCCAUGCUACUCAGCCCUCUCAAUUCUUCUCUUAUAAUGGUGUCGAAGGCUUUGACGAUGGCUUCCAGCCUCCAGCCGAUGCUCCUCCUGUUCCCACUCAACAUAACCGUGGCGCAUCCAAAGCGGACUCGAGCUGGCGUAUCAGUGAGUAA
This is a messenger RNA of Acaulospora colombiana, 784 nucleotides long. Lineage: Eukaryota; Fungi; Glomeromycota; Glomeromycetes; Diversisporales; Acaulosporaceae. The record is from the annotation of a GenBank genome assembly.